This is a messenger RNA of Ruditapes philippinarum (Manila clam), 2779 nucleotides long. RefSeq lists its product as uncharacterized. The record is from RefSeq and is a predicted model, not a curated record. The coding region runs from base 977 to 2467 and encodes 496 amino acids. The transcript is spliced from 2 exons. Lineage: Eukaryota; Metazoa; Mollusca; Bivalvia; Venerida; Veneridae.
AGCGCUUUUUAUCACAAACCCGACUAUAAAUUUUACAAUACCAACGUUUAGUAGUUUUAUAAAUUCAAUAACGAAAUUUUGAAAAUAUAUUCGAUUUCAUUAAUUUAUGUCAGACGAUACAUAAUAGGAACAAACGCUCUCGUGUAAGAUGAUCCAAAAGACAAAUGGCGCAGAGAUUUGAUCGCGGUGGCGUUUAAUGACCAUCGAUUGAUUCUCAAUAAAAUAGGCGACAGGGAAGAAUUGAGAAUCGAGACCGUAAAAAGUGUUAAAGUGGUUAGUAUAUUAUAAUUCCCGGAUCUAUGGAUAUCGACAAAAGCAGACGACUUUGACAAAUACUAAUCUGCGGAUUAAUUGCUGGGUUUUUAAUCCAAAACCUAGGAGAGGGGGGUUUAAUCGUAAUUUUUGGACUUUGGUAUACAUUUUUAAACAGUAAUUGUUUAUGGAAUGCACGAUGAGUUAGUAUGCAAAUUGUGUUAAAUCAGGUUACUCGUGCUCAACAUAAUUAAAGGAGUUUUUGUGGAAAUUAUACUAUAAAUCAGGGCAGUGGUGUGAUAUCAAAUCAUGAAAUUUUCUUCAAGGAGGACCAAUUAAUAUUUAAUGAGAACGAUAAAAACUUAAACUGAUAAACGCUUCUGUUUCGACGUUCAAUGUAAACUUGAAUAGUUGAAGAGAUACUUGAAAAAGGUGGAAAAUACUCCGUUGUAGUAAUAGUUUUAUCCGGCGAUGUCGCAAUUCAUCGUUGUUCAGUGAUUGAAAUUCAUUAAUAGUGGUAUAAUUCAAUAACUGAUCAAAUCUAACUUUUCAUCGGCAAACAAAAUCCCCGUAGAGUUUGUAAAUAUUGAAUUUGUUCAUUUAUAAAUUUAAUGGGAAAUUAUUGACCAAACUGAAACAUCAUUCGGAUAGGACAAUGAUUUAAGAUAUUUUAUACUUAAAAGGAUAUGUAAAAAAUUCAGGUUGAAAACUUUAAGACAUAACAAUGUCGGUUGAAGUGAAAAACGAAAAUUUAUCGUCUGGUCAUCUGAUCGGCCAAAAGACAGAUUCAUAUGGACUUCCGGUUCAAGAAAGUACUCCGAGGGGUUCUAACCCAAGGCAAAUGUUAGGUUCUCCUAGUAAACAGUCAUACGGCGUUCGUGUACCGGUGUUACGAGAAAUAGACGGGAAUUACCUUCGACAGAAGCCGGGGUCCUGCCGGUUUGAUAUAGUGGAGAAAGUAACAACUGUUAUUAAACCAGGUGCAUACGGGCCUGAGCAUACUGAAGAUGAAGCGAUGGAAUUAAGAUCGCCAAAAACCUCUGAGGGCAAUCAAAAUAAACGAAUUACCGUCACACGUCAGCCAACAUUUCAUUCCACAUACUCAAGUUUUUCAAAGCACGAUGAUCAUAAAGACAGCAGUGUGUUAGAAAAAAUCGGACCAUACCAUUGGAAUACUUGGGUUAAAACCGGUCGAGAAGGGGAUGCGCGUGAUGUCUUGUAUAGAAACACAUACUGUUUAGAUCCGGAAAACGUACGUUACCGUACGUUGACAUUACCGCGUAUAUCCACCUCUUCUUCCGCGGAAAGGCCAUGGACUGUGGCGGGUGAUGAUAAACCUGUUAUAACUAAAGCAGAUCAUGGAGAAUACAACAAGGUCGUGACAAUCGUACCCCAGCAGCCGAGGGGGACGGUAGUACGCUUCAGGGAAUACAUGAAACCUUCCACGUACACAUCAGAAGGCCGCCCUUUUGCAGUAAAGAGCUACAGAGCAGGACCUGCUUUAAACGGUAUCCCUACAACAUUGAAUGAUGGAUUUCCACUCAUUCGACAUGAUUUUCGCCGACAGCCGAAGAAAACUGAAAGACCACUUAAAAGUGAAGGGCCACGAUAUAGUCUGAAAAGGAGUAAAGAGACAUUGUUUAAUAAACAUAUUCUGCCGGCGUAUAAGCAAGCAUUUAAUAGAGAUUAUAGUUCAGCAGAUACAUUUAAGGAAUACCUUGAAAGUCUGCAGCCCACUGCACAAGCUAACACUCCCGGAAUGCACACACGUGCUUUGGUUUCUAGAAACACAGAAUCACGUGAAUUAAUGAAUUACCAUAACGAGGCUCUGAAAUCGGUAUCAGACGUCAAUCAACCACAAGGAAGUAAUCCGACUAUAACCGAUGACCCUCAUGAAAUAUCUGUAAACAUUAGAAAGCAAUUGAAAAAUGACGAUCAGAACUUGGAUCAAACAGACGGUCAAAAGCCUCUUAUGAUAGAUAAUUUGUCGUCUGUUCAUGGAAGCAUUGUGCGCGCGCAUAGUGAUAUACAGUCUGUCACAGUUCCACGAAGCAGUAGUAUUGUAGAAGGUAAAAGUGUAGUUAAAAUACCAGGCGUUGUGACCGAGGCGUCAAAUGUGGAGCCCGAGAGUGGCGCAGUAGAAUCAAAGUACCCGAAGGAGGAAGACGGCUCGCAUUGUCCUGCAAAUACUCCAACCCCCGACGACCAGCCUUAAAUGUUCUAAACUCUUGCCACUUUCAUCUUCCACUUAUUUUUGAAAAACUGUUUUAUUACAAAAGAUAUUGUCGAUAUGUUGUUCUUGUUAUAAAGACAUCUUUUAUUGAUUUACUUGUUAUGCAACUGUUAUUGUAAAUGUGUUAUUUGCUCAAAUAUCUGUGCUUCUGAAUUGCAGUAAUAUAUACAUACUUUAUAUAUACUAUGUAUACUAAAUUUAUGUUUUGUACAAGAGACAAAUCUAUUCAUUUUACAUGUUAAAAACUGUGCAAGGAUGUGUCGUUGAUGUUGAGACAAUAAAAUAAGUAAAAUA